AUGCAUCUCAACACCCUCCUCCUCCCCCUCCUGGGGAGCCUAACAACCCUCACCACCGCCUCCCAACAACCACCCGACCAACAACAACAAGAACCCACCACCGGCACCGGCACCACGACACUCACCCUCCGCAUCCCCGCCUCCGGCCCCUCCCUCCCCAACCCGCACCUCCUCCCGGCCUCGACGCGCGCCACGCUCACCACCCUCGGCGGCGCGCUCUCGGCACCUCUGUCCGUCGCCAACACCUUCGUCUUCCGCAACGUCAGCGCCGGCUCCUACCUCGCCGACGUCCACUGCGCGACCCACGCGUUCGCGCCGCUGCGCGUGGAUGUGGUUGGUGCUUCCGGGGAGGGUGGGAAGGGGAAGGGUAAAGGGGGGGUGCGGGCGUGGGAGACGUUUCGCGGGAAUGACUGGGCGAAUACGGGGGAGGGGGCGCCCGUGGGGGAGGUUGAUGGGGGCGUGCUGGUGGAGGUGCGGGUUCUGGGGGGGAAGGGGUAUUUUAUGGAGAGGAGUAGCUUCUCGGUGUUGACCAUCUUCAAGAACCCGAUGAUCUUACUCGGGUUGGUGAGCAUGGCGCUGUUCUUUGGCAUGCCGAAGCUGGUGGAGAACAUGGACCCCGAGAUGCGCGCCGAGUGGGAGGAGCGGCAGAAGGAGAACCCGAUGAACAGCAUCAUGGGCGCCGCCUCCGGGCAGAACGCGAAUCCGAUGGGCAAUUUUGAUAUGGCCGCUUUCUUGGCAGGGUCGGGAUCGGGGUCGAAUACGGCGGAGGAGGAGGGUGCGAAGGGCAAGAGCGAGGGCAAGAAGAAGAGGUAGUUGUGUUGAUACAGGAGUUGUAGGAAUACGAAGGGGUCAGUGGGCACAUACAAUAGAGUGUCUAUUUCUGAGUCUACGGACUAUCCAAAGGCAACCCUUGUAUGUGAGCCGCCAACGCGGCCGCCGGAAAGGGGGGAUUCAAAGCUACCUUGCCUACCGCACCCCCUUACACCAACGUCCGCACAUAUCCUCAACUUUUU
Molecule: messenger RNA, 1013 nt
Organism: Chaetomium fimeti
Lineage: Eukaryota; Fungi; Ascomycota; Sordariomycetes; Sordariales; Chaetomiaceae
Exons: 3
Coding region: 1-813 (270 amino acids)
Cellular component (GO): EMC complex
Source: RefSeq, a predicted model, not a curated record